AUGUCAAGAAGUUUGUUCCUUCGUAUUGUUGAUGCAGUGAAAGAUCAUGACUAUUACUUCCAACAACGAAGUGAUGGACUUGGUAGAAUGGGAUUAUCACCGUUACAGAAAGUAACAGCUGUUUUUCACAUGUUGGCAUACGGUCUACCAGCUGGUGCUACGGACGAAUACGUUAAAAUAGGUGAGUCAACAGCAAUUGAAAGUAUGACAAAAUUUUGUCGUGCUAUGGUGGAAAUAUUCGCAGAGCGGUAUCUACGAACACCUAACGCUAACGAUAUUGCUAGGCUACUCUAUAUUGGAAAAAAACGUGGUUUUCCAGGAAUGUUAGGAAGUCUUGAUUGUACCAAUAAUGAUAUCAAUGUGCUGGAGUCAUCUAAUCUUUUCUCUAACCUAGCUCAAGGUAUUGCUCCUCCCGCUCACUAUGUUAUUCAAGGAAAAGAGUAUAAUAUGGGUUAUUAUUUAGCUGAUGGUAUAUAUCCGAAAUGGGCUACUAUUGUACAAACAAUCCAACAGCCACAAGGUAGGAAGAAAAAAUAUUUUGCCAUGAAACAGGAAGCAUGUAGAAAAGAUAUAGAACGUGCGUUCAGAGUUCUCCAAUCACGAUUUGCAAUCGUGGCAGGAUCAGCACGUUUUUGGAAAAAACAUGUAUUAUAUGACAUAAUGACUGCAUGCAUUAUUAUGCAUAAUAUGAUAAUCGAGGAUGAACGUGAUCUUUAUGCACUAAUUCAAGAAGUGAGGGAAGCACCAACACCAGAAGUUGAUAUGGUAGCAGAUGAAACUACAAGAUUUACUCAAUUUAUUGCACGUUACGGAAAAAUCAAGGAUAAAGAUGCCCAUAUUGCGCUUCGUAAUGCAUUGAUAGAUCAUCUAUGGGAGGAAUACACUAAUUCAGAUAGUUAA
Asparagus officinalis (garden asparagus) is the source of this 900-nucleotide messenger RNA. RefSeq lists its product as uncharacterized. The coding region runs from base 1 to 900 and encodes 299 amino acids. NCBI's taxonomy places the organism in Eukaryota, Viridiplantae, Streptophyta, Magnoliopsida, Asparagales, Asparagaceae. The transcript has 2 exons. The record is from RefSeq and is a predicted model, not a curated record.